AUGCUAGCAGAGUUCAAUUGCCCCAUCUGCUUGGCCUGCAUGAGAGAGCCUGUCACCAUUAAGUGUGGGCACAACUUCUGCCAGUCCUGCCUCCAACAGUGCUGGGAACAUCCUCCAGACAGUUCAUCUUGCCCUGUGUGCCGGCACCUAUGUCAGAAGGGACACUGGAUUACCAACAGGAAGCUGGCAAGAAUGAUUGACAACACUCAGUUCAUCCAAACAAGCAGCAAUGAAGUGAGGCAGCAAGAGGAGAACCUGUGUGAGAGGCACAACCAGGUGCUGAGUCUCUUCUGUGAGGAGGACCUGGAGGUGCUCUGUCCUGGCUUUGUUCAGGCCCAUGACCAAAAGGACCACCAUGUAAGGUCUCUGGAGGAGGCUGCUUCUUAUUACAGACACAAGGUAAAUGGUUCCACCACACUCUUGAUGGAACAUUUAGCAAAAUUAGAGGAAGUGGAAGAGAGGCAAUACAUAAUGUUCCAGGAAGUGAAAGACCAAAUAAGUAAACAGAAGUCAGAGAUAGCCUCUGACUUAGAGCAGUUGGCUGAACUUGUGGACAGCGAUAAAGAGGCAGCUGUCUCUAGAGUAACUCAAGAGAAAGACAACAAUCUGCAGAGAAUAGACAAGAAUAUCACUGACUUUAAAGACUGCAUCUCCAUCACUGAGGCUCUGUUCCAGGAGGUUUCAAAGAGGAGUGUGAUGCCAGACAUGAACAUUCUGAGUGACACCAAGAGGAUUCAUCACCAGUGUGAAAGCCUGGAGGUUCCAAUUGUGUGCUCCUUCCAGAUAAGGAGGGAGAGGUGCAGUUUCCCUCCACAGAUUUCAGCUCUGGAGAAGAUUGAACAGAAAUUCAGAGCCGAGGUGACUCUGGAUCUACACACUGCACACCCUCUUCUUUGUGUGUCCAAGGACAAGCGAUCUGUGAUACUGAGGAUGAGAAGGAGUGAAGAUCUCCAGAGACAGCAGACGCCUCCACUUGACCUUGAAGUUCUGGGUUCUGAAGAAUUCCAUUCUGGCCGCUAUUACUGGGAGGUGCAGGUGAAUGACAAGCCCAGCUGGGCCAUAGGGCUGUGUAGCCACUUCCCCUCCAGCAGGGGGCAGCAGCAGCCAAGGUCUGGUCUGAACAGGCGUUGGUGGACCUGCAAGAUGGAGACUAUGUGGCAGGAGGUGCCUGUCCUGUUCCUCUGGCCUUAA
Molecule: messenger RNA, 1191 nt
Organism: Erinaceus europaeus (western European hedgehog)
Lineage: Eukaryota; Metazoa; Chordata; Mammalia; Eulipotyphla; Erinaceidae
Product: tripartite motif-containing protein 75-like
Exons: 1
Coding region: 1-1191 (396 amino acids)
Molecular function (GO): zinc ion binding
Source: RefSeq, a predicted model, not a curated record